Messenger RNA from Saccostrea cuccullata (small rock oyster), 1793 nucleotides. Its product is annotated as proteoglycan 4-like. The record is from RefSeq and is a predicted model, not a curated record. NCBI's taxonomy places the organism in Eukaryota, Metazoa, Mollusca, Bivalvia, Ostreida, Ostreidae. The transcript has 3 exons. Bases 145 to 732 code for a protein of 195 amino acids.
UUUCAUUUUUAUUACAGAAAAAGGUGAAUACUAGAAGAUAGUUUCAGUUUAUUAUUUUCAUAGCCAUUUUGCUCUGAUAUUUAGGUUCAGGGCAGUGUUCGUAAGUUGGCCGACUCCAUUCAGACGGUGAAGACUGUGCUGGGAAUGAAGAUACAGUCAGAGCAGAAACUGAGAGUAUCAGGAUUAGAGAACCUUCAGGUUCAGGUGAAUCAACUCAAAGCAAAUGUUGGCAUGGGCAACAUCUAUACUGGCCAGCCUGAUUAUCGUCAAGAAAAUGACCUUGACACUGGCCUAGGGUCAUGGGAUGACCCCACACCCCAUACUAGCUCUAGUAAAAACCCUAGUUCUAGUGCAGACCAAUACCCAACUACAUCUAGGGAUGAUGGGAAAGACAACAACACACAAAUGGGGACAAUUCCAGAAGGUGGGGAAACAAGUAGAAAGACCCCAGUCUCUCCUAGCAAAGGGGGUAAGGCAAAAACUCCAGCCAAUAGCCGAACAGUAACACCCUCUAAGAGUAGAAAUGCCACCCCCACUCAAUCACGCAAUAACACACCAACACAACCUUCUAGAAAUGUAACACCUAACACAAGCCGAAAAAAGAGUCCAGCUCCAUCUACUGGUAAAGAUGGCAGCAAUACUAACCGGGAUGGAAACCAAGCCAACAACCAAGAAGGAAACCAGCCAACACAAAAUGGAGAUCAGACAGCCAACAGUUUAGCAGAUGUGUAGACUGUCGUAGUGAUGGUCAAAGUGGAAAUCCAGGUUAACAUAUAUUCUUUGGAAAGUCCGACAGCAAAAGGCAAAUUCAAAUACACAUGGACAGUCGUCAUCUGGCGUGCAUUCCUCCGAUUCAGACCCAUAUAGAACUACUUGGUAGAAACAUUGCCUCAUUGGUAGAACCAUUGCCUCAUUUUCAUAUGGACAUCGCAAAAGGGAUAACUAAUUACUCAAGACAUUAUUACUAGGAAACUUUUCAACAUUACAGAUUAUUGGAUAUAGUUCAUUCAAUAUGAGUCGUUUACAGUGCUGUAGUUUUACAGACUUAAUGCACUAAAAUACUUCUUUCAUCUCAUUACAAAUGUAUUAUAUCCCAAUCCACAGUGCUUUUUGCAAUUUCAUUUUAAAACUAAAUCCGUCAUUGAUUUGAUGGAAUGAUCUAGAUGCCUUAAUGAUCAUAUAGCACUAUAUCUAGACGACUGCUCAUACGUAGGUUUUAAAAUGUAUACUUUCAAAAAUCCCUGCAACGAAUAUUCUAUCAAUCUUCCAUUUUGAGAAGAGAAUAAUUUAUUAUCCCAAUAUUACAGUUUUAUUUCUGUAUGAAACCCAACGUAUAAAGUCUCUGUAAAUCUUAAAAGCAAAAUGGCAAAGCUGCAUACUGUUACCGGGUAGAAUUCAUUGUAUUAAACGGAAACAUUUAUUAUUUGGCUCAUACUAAGGAGUACAACCAAUAUAAUAAUUAACUUCCAAAAUAUAAUUGCUUAUAUAAUGAACAAAUGGCAUAAAACAUAUCCGUUAAAAUUUAGUAUUUCCCAAUAAAUUCUGUAUCAUUAAGAUGGUUUUUUGUUAGCAGCUAUGGCAUGACAGAUUGUAUUUUUGUGGUAUAGAGUACACACGUAUAGCGCAAGUAGGGACUAUUUUCUCUGUCACUGAAAAUAAGUGUACAAAUUACAUGUACGACAGUAGGUGAACAGAUAAAAAGAGCGUGUAUUUUAGCUUCUCUGUGAUAUAAUUUACAUGAAAUUGUUGAAUUUUUAAACGUGUAAACUCAAUAAAAUAUAUUUAUACUUAAA